AUGAGUGUAACAUUUCGAGUAGAAGUUUUGAAUACGGAAAACAACAAUACAGAAGCACUUCCAUUUAAUUUGGCAAAUGGUAAAAUCUCAGGAAAAUGUGCAAUUGAUCGAAAACAUGAUGCAAUAAUUAGUUCGACAAUUGAAGAAGAAAAUGGACGAGUCAAAAAAUUGAAAUUUGCUUUUAGAACGGUGAGCGAACAAAUUGAAGAUAUGUAG
This is a messenger RNA of Caenorhabditis angaria, 216 nucleotides long. NCBI's taxonomy places the organism in Eukaryota, Metazoa, Nematoda, Chromadorea, Rhabditida, Rhabditidae. The record is from the annotation of a GenBank genome assembly.